UGGCGGCAAUUAAUCGCAGUUCGUUUUUAAACGCGUCGCGGCGUGGUUGUGUUGUGUGUGCAGCACAAAACGAAGAAGCGAACGAGCGAACCCAAAGAAACAGAUUCCAACUACAGGAGAUUCAUCCUGACGGACAGCCGAUCGGUGGUCACGAAAGAAAUGCAAGUGAAAGUGAAGUUCCGAUGAUCGAAUGUGAAGAUACCUGAAUGAGCUUAUUGGUGAAACAAUAUACAUACAUACAUAAUAGAUAUAUUAAGCAUAGGAUAAUGUUCAUAUAAAUCGGAUUAAAUUCAUUUAAGUAUAUUAAAAUUAAAUUUGCAGUUUACGCCCAGAGGUUUCCCAUUUAUUUCGGCAUCGUGUUGGAGUUAAAGGACACAGCAAGGAGUAGGGGAAAAUGGAAAUGGCCAUCAAAGCCGCGACAAUGGCGCCCAUGUUUUUCCGCUGACCAUGGGCUCGCACAGGGGACAUGUCGAUGCGGAUGAUGCGUCAUGUUUUCGCUUUGGCCUUUGAGGACUAAAAAUUCCAGUUGGCGUAAACGGAAGGGCACGAAACCAGCGGCAACGCAAUCGAUAGCCACACAAAGGAUCGCUACGCACCACCAAAAGCAAAGCGCAGAUCAGCCAAUCAAAGGGAGCCCCAAAGAAGCGGGUAGCCCCACCAUAUAGGGGCAUUGGUAUUCCAUUCAAUCGACUCUGAACCGACUGCACAGAGCAGAACAAACCCAGUCAGCGCUCAAGCAGCACCACGUAUCCCGAAAUGAGCAGAAACAGCAGCAGCCACAGCCGGAGAGCAGCGGAAAGGAUGAGGAUGCCACCAGCGUGUCAGCUGCUGCUGUGGAUGGGAAUGCUGAUGCCAUUGAUUCUGCUGCAGUUGGGGCAGGGCCACGCCACGGCGGAUCUAGAAGCCGCAACACUGGCUGGCGCGCAGGGAGUAGUAAAGGCCGUUGUAUCCCCACGGGCUCGCAUCAAAGCGGAAGCGGAAACCCUGAUGGCGGCAGGCGACAGCUUCAACAUUCGCCACGGACGCUCCCGCACCUCCCAUAUGCUUCACAACACAAACAUCAACAGCAAUGGCAGCAAUGGCAGCAAUGGCAGUGGGACCAGUGGGAGUGGCAACACCAGCACACGUAUCACCCUAGUCGCGCCCACACAGCAGCCUGGGGCAGGUGGCACUACAAGCGCCCCAGUCACGCAUAAAAUACGCAAAUUGCAUAAGAAGAAAAUCAACGAAAGCAUUCGAAAGAGCGUGGACAAGAGCCUGGGUGUGCUCCAUCCGGCCAAGAAUCACCGCAGCCUCGCCGAGGCUGAACAUCUACAGGGUCGUCGUCCCACCCACGAUGACGACGACGACGACACGGCCGCUCUAAGUGAGGUCAUGCAAUUGGCGGACGAGAUUGAUCUGGAGAAUUCAUUAGAGUCGGCUUACCAGAAUGUUGUCGUUGGCUUGACAGCCACGCCCACGCCAACACCACCAGCAGCAGUUGGAGGCUCCUCUGCUGCCAAGUCAGCUCCGACACGUGGCACAGACACAGGUGCAGCCGAUGAAGCUCUGGACCGGCGGCCAUUUGUGCGUGCCAACAUUGAUGAGGUCAAUUACGUCGAGGAUGAGGCGCCGAUGGAAGAUUCCCAGGAGUUAAGUGUGGAUGUGGAUGUGGAUGAGGCCGAGGACGAGACGUUAUCGACCACUUCAAUGCCCAAAAUGGCGAAAUUUGCGCCUCAUCAUGUGACCACUAGUGGGGCAAGAACACGUCUGCUGCCCGUGAACAGCAGCAGCUGGCAGGAGCCGGCAGUUGGCGAAGACAAAGGCGACGACAUUGGACUCCGCCCUGAAGACUCUACAGAAUCCGAUUACCGUCUCGAUGACUCGCAUUCACGCAGUGAAAACGAUGCCUUUAAUAUCGCUGAUGACGAGGACGAUGUCAAUGACGACGUUGACAUUGACGCAGAGAACGCAGCAAAGCAGCAGUCGUACGGUCGGCUGCCCUUUGAAGAGUUGCAGCUGCUCAAUGAGAGCAGCAGCACCACAGAGUGGAUGGAUGAUGGUAAUCGCAAUGGCAUCGCUGGUCCUGGGGCCGAGGCGCGCUCCCAGGCCAACAUGGAGGUGAAACAGAUCCAUUUCGAGGGCGAAGGGGAGUCCGAUUCGGUGCUGGAUACCUCAGAGGUAACAAUGGACGAUGGCUAUCCGCCGGAAGUGCAAAUUGAUGACAACACCAAGCAGCUGGUCAUCGAGGAUGUAGUGGGAACUGACGAGGACACAGACGAAGAGAACAUGGAAUCGAAUCAGCUAACGGCGGACGUGAUCAAUGCGAGGGAUAGCAAAAUAGAUUUGGUCUCCAAAUUUCUGCAGUACAUCGAGCAGCAGCAUUUGAUGGGCUCCAAUUGUGUGGCCGGCACUUCACUGAAUCUCGGUGAGGGCGUGGUCGACCGCUAUGCCCAGGACCGAUUCCGUGUGGAGGCCGAGGUGGCCGUCAAUCGUGCCAACAUGUUGACCAGAAUAUUUAAGACAACGGGGCAACGGGUGCAGGAAGAUGUCAAUUUGCUGCACGCCUCUGUACUAUCGAUGGUUGAGUUUGACGAUGAUAUAUUCGCGGCCGGAAAUUGCUUCGAUUGGAACGAGCAUCCCGCACAGCCGGGCCUCUUCUGUCCGUUCGCCUACCGCCUGCCACCACCGAAUCUGGGGGCAGUCUUUGCCAAGGAUCUGGCCAUGGAGUAUCACUAUCUGGGCAAUACCUCCGAGUGGUUCUUUCUGGCCCGCAAGAAUGCCGAAAAGGUGAUAGCCCGCAACGAGCAGUAUCUAAAAUCCUUCCAUCUGUAUUCGAACCGCACCGAGGAGCGCAUUGAGACCGAUACGCUGGCUGUUAAAUAUGAGGAUGGAAGAUGGUCGAAACCGUAUUACGAUUGCGGCGGUGGCAAUAUUUGGAUGCUAACCUAUACGGUCCCAUUCUUUGGCUAUGAGAAUGGCAGCUAUCACUUCAAGGGAACAUCUGGCAUUGAUAUUGACUUGCGGCGCGUGGACAUCGACCAGUGCCCGCAGCGCCACACGCCCGGCACAAAGCGGCCCCUAAACAUCUUUGCCGGCACCGACAAGUGCAAGCAGCGGACCACAAUGUGUGAGGCCAUCAUGGGCCUGGGCUUUCGACGCGGCUCCUACAAAUGCCUCUGUCGCAAGGGAUUCUACUUCCCCGACGUGGUGUCGAUCCACAAGUUCUUCAAUGGCAGCCUGCUGGAGGAGGAAUACGAGAAGCUGAUGCUGGGAAAGAACUCCACGUACAACAGCAACAGCGAGUACGAGUGUCUGCCCUGCGCCGAGGGCUGUGAUUCCUGCGAGGAUUCGUCACCAUGCAUUGCCGCCCUCAACUGGCCGAUGCGCGCCAGCAUCCUGGCACUGGCAUGCAUUGUCAUUGGCCUCCUGCCGCCAGCGGCCUGGUUUACGUUUCGCUAUCAGCAAGUUAAGGUUGUACGAGCCGCCAGUCCCGCAUUGUUGCGGGUCAUUGCGUUGGGUGCCUUCUUCAUUUAUUGCACGAACAUUGUGAUGUAUCCGAAUCCGAAUCUCUACACCUGUACCGCUCGCAUCUGGCUGCGAGAGAUUGGCUUCUCCCUCACCUAUGGCGCUCUAAUGCUGAAGACCUGGAGAAUAUCAGUGAUUUUUCGUGUACGCUCCGCCAAAGCUGUCAAAAUCACCGAUGCCGCUCUGCUGAAGCGUUUGGGAAUCAUUUGCGGUGCCAUUGGCACCUGUCUGCUGGUGAGGACACUCGUAUCGCCGCCAGAUGUGGUUGUGGGACGCACCGCCGAUGACCUGAAGGCGUUCCUAUGCAAGACCGACUGGUGGGACUAUUCAUUCACAUCGAUGGAGGUACUGUUCCUGGCCUGGGGCGUGCGACUGUGCAUCAUGGUGCGGAAGGCUCCGUCCGAGUUCAACGAAAGCCGCUUCAUAUCGAUGGCCAUCUACAAUGAGUUCCUGCUCACCUGCUUCCUCAACGUGUCCAUGUUGUUCCUGCAGUCGCCGGCCAAUCCGGAUCUCCUGUACAUCAUCUUCUUCUGCCACACCCAACUGACGGUGACCCUGUUGCUGGCCCUUAUCUUUGGCAGCAAGGUGUACAUCGUGCUGCGCAGUGGCAAAUCGCAUCAGGAGAACAUCGGUAUGGGCACCAAAGCAUCCGGAGCCAAAUUCAAUUUUCGUCCCCAAGUCCGGACCUUUGCCAAUCCGAGUUCGGUGACCACCUCAACGGUACCAGUGGCGGGCACCACGUCAGCAGAAAACAAAUUGUCCGACCAGGAGGCUCUGGAGGAGAUCCGCCAGCUGAGCAUGCAACUGCAGCGUAUACAGGAGAUGGCACCGCCCAAGGGGGUGGCCGUGAUGACGAUAUCGAGUCUGCUCGAUGGACUCAAGACCUCCGGUGGCAUGAUGGCCGUGGCAGCCGGACAUGCGGCAGCGCGUCAAAGUGCCCUGCCACUGUUGGCUUUGAAUGCGGAGAUGCAGAAAUACAAUCAGCAGAACAUCAAUGCGAAUGGCCGGGGUAGUGGAGUGGCAGGUGGUGGCAGUGGCCGGACAAGCAUACCCACAAUGGUACUGGAGACGCCACCGUCGUCCACGCCACCCUCGACGGCGUACGAGGAGCGGGCCAUCAAUACCGAGCUUAGCGGUGACGACUUCCGGGAGCAGCUGCUCCGUCGCACCGCCGACGGUCACAUCAUCUGCAGCCGCUGCCUGGACGCGUCCAAGGAGCACUACUACUGCUGUCCGCCGCGCAGUGCCUGCGACCACAUGGGCUCGCCGCAGCAGGAGGGCAGCAUCAGCUUCGCCAACAUCAAGCUGGACUGCAUGUGCUCGCAGUCGGAGGACCUCGACCAGGACUACAUGCUGCGGCAGCGGCGUCCGGCCGUGCGCUCGGCAGCCACCAACACACCUCCCCCCAGCUGUAAGCGUGGCCCCCGAAACCUGCUCGAGGCCGACGUCUGCAUUACGUAUCAAAUUUGUGAUAACUGUAGAAGUAAGUAUAAGCUUAGUGGCCGCCGGCGCAGCGGCAGUUGCACCCAGGCCCAGGCCCAGACCCACAGCCACGUCCAGACGAGCGGCGGAGUUGGCGCCACGGUUCAGAGCCAGGUGCAGUCGCGCAGCAGCGAGCUGCUUCUCGAUCGCAGUGUGAGCUUAGCCGUGGCCAAGGCAGCGCAUUCCACAGACGACAUUGUCCUCUACACCAGCUCCACCAAAGAGGAGGAUAAGGAGGAGGAGUUGCCCCAGUUGGCACCUGAUCCUGCCCCGGCGCCCUCGCUGGGCAAUGUGUCCAAUGCUUCGAACAACUCCACCAGCCAGACGGACAAGACAAAUGGCAGUGGUGGAACAACGCGUCCCAAGCGGCCGGAUAAGUUGGUUUUGGAUCUGAACGACCGUUCAAAAUACACCAAAGAGGUUUCUGUAUAAAGAUUUAGCAGAGGUAAAGCUAGUGGAGUGUCAAGCCAAUGGUUCUGCAGGAGUUUCAAACUCUCAAAAGGUUUUUCAGAGGCUUUAGGUUGAACCGCGCUGCCUGGCAUUCCUGUUGGCAAUUGAAAAUAGUUUAUGUUUACGCAAAUUGAAUAACCAAAGACUUUAAUAAAUUGUAUUUCCAUAGCCACUUGUGUAGAUAUCGUUACGAUUGAGCUAAGCCCUAAAACCACAUAGAUAUAAGACAUGCCCAGGGCCUAAAACACCUGACUUUAGUGAAAGGACAGUGAAGGAUGGGUGUGGGUGUGAGAGUGGGAGUGGGAGUGGGAGCGUCAGGGAUUUGCAUUGCUAGGCAAAAUGUUUUGCAGCUAUAAUGAGCCCUUAAAUGCUGUGAAUAUAUUUUGCCCAAGGCAAACGCAAACCCAUGCAAGACAAACAAACCAAAAUGCCACAGACUCAGAGCACCCACAUGCAUAAAUAGACACAACAUUUUGCUGAAAGUCAUGUGUUUAAGCUGGCUAUUUAAUUGAAUUUACAUUUCAUGCAUGUGAAUAAUUGCAACUAAAUUGCUUACUAAUUGAAAACGGCAUCGAAUCAUUUCCGAUAGUUGUUCAAAUUAUACUGACGCUGAAAUGCAUUUGCUGUUUAAUUAAUUAAGUCAUAUUUAAGUGUCAAUCUAUUCAAAAUAAAAUACUAAACAACUUUCCAACGCAGCUCUUUCUGUAAAAUAUAAAAUAUAUGAUAAAUGUGGAUGGAAACUGUUUAAUAUACAUAUCUCUGCCAAAACAAAACAAAAACUGCAUGUAAAAACCAAAACAAGUAUGCAAAAUUAAAUCAAAUUUAGAUGUAAUUGUAUUUACAAAUAUCUGAUUAUUAAUUAGUUAAUUAGUAUACAAUUAGCUGCAAUAUUAUAAAUAAUUCCAAAUAAUACACACAUUACUACUUCAAAUGCAAGCAAUUGUAAAAUACAAAAUAUUUAUUGUAUUUAUUGUUUGUAUUGUAGUUACGCAUU
Messenger RNA from Drosophila obscura, 6433 nucleotides. RefSeq lists its product as uncharacterized. Gene Ontology annotation, cellular component: membrane. The coding region runs from base 757 to 5421 and encodes 1554 amino acids. The record is from RefSeq and is a predicted model, not a curated record. The transcript is spliced from 14 exons. Gene Ontology annotation, molecular function: G protein-coupled receptor activity. Lineage: Eukaryota; Metazoa; Arthropoda; Insecta; Diptera; Drosophilidae. Gene Ontology annotation, biological process: G protein-coupled receptor signaling pathway.